CAACUGGGAUAUAGUAUAUAUACGUAUAUGUACAUGUACAUGCAUGUAUCUCAGUCCUCUCUCCUCAGGCUGUAGCUCAUGUCACUGCCUGCAUGGCAGUCUAAAACUGACUCUAUUAAUUGUUGGUCAUUGCUGGCUCAUAUCUGGAGACAGGAGGAGAUGGACAUGGGUCUACCAAGAGAAGACAAAGGAACAUUAGUUGGGACCACUCUUCCCCUAAUGGGUGCUACACAGAAUGCUCAAGGAAUGCUUCCACUGCCCACCAGACACUACACUGCUGCUAUUGAGGACGUGAGGGAGAAUGUGAGAGCCAAAAUAUAUGCCAUGUGCACCAGAAUAGGUUUUUCUCAUCCAUCUGAUGGCAUAAAUACUGAAGAUAAAAUAACAUUGUGUAUUGUAGAGAAUUAUCUUGAUUUCAAGACAGGUGAGGUUUGGUAUGAAGUAGGCAGUGAAUUGGCACAAGAGGGACUCUGCCCAACCUCACCCGAUCAAGAGUGUCUCCAGGAAAUCAUUCAUUGCUCAGAGGAGAGGGCAGAGGAGGUUACCAGGCAACACAUUGAUGACACGCAUGAAGCAAAGGAGAGACAAGUCACUGCUAUUGAUGCCUCUAGACCCAGUGCCAUCUCAUUAGGUGAAAGGUUCCAUACUACUAAUCAAUCAUCACUAAAUGUUACAACAUUUUGCAGUCGUAACAUCACAAUAGCGACAUCACCAAUGAAAAUACUGUCAGAAAACAAAAUAGGAACAGCAUCUCAAGUAGCACCAGCAACAACAUCUUAAUACAGAUAAACUUUAAUGAAUUUUGUGUUAAAUUAAUAAUUAUUAUUAUUAGUUAUUAUAAUAAUUAUCCACCGUGUAAAGUAGAUAUAAAUAGAA
Molecule: messenger RNA, 876 nt
Organism: Amphimedon queenslandica
Lineage: Eukaryota; Metazoa; Porifera; Demospongiae; Haplosclerida; Niphatidae
Product: cilia- and flagella-associated protein 69-like
Exons: 8
Coding region: 79-780 (233 amino acids)
Biological process (GO): positive regulation of flagellated sperm motility
Cellular component (GO): non-motile cilium; sperm midpiece
Source: RefSeq, a predicted model, not a curated record